UCGGGAACCCGUUUCCUUCCACUCCAAGAAGCCCUUCCAAAUUCCCGUUUCGCCAUGGAGAGCACCACCACAACGGCUCCAGAUGUCACCAAGCCGACCGAGGAGCCUACGCCGGCUGAGGCGGAAGCAACCGCGCCUGCAGCGACCCCCAUCCCUGCGCCAGCUCGACCGAGUGUCAGUGAGCAGCAAGAGCGGAUCCAACAAGUCAUCGAGGUCACCAAGGCCAGCGUACAAGCGGCGGUGCAAGCGUUGCAGACCUUCGACUGGGAUGUGCCACGCGCCGUGGAGAAGAUCUUGUCUGCACACGAGGCCACAAAGCAAGUGCUCAGCCAACGGAACCCCUCCAACCCACCGGUGAAAUCAACGAUCCCAGUGGCGGCUGCGCCCAUCAUACCGGUGGCCCAACCAGUGAUUCAUCAACUUUAUGCUGGACAUCAAUCUCAAGCUCUCAGCAUUCCAGGCGAGACUGACGCCAUCGAGGGCUGGUUGCUCGCCUUCCUGAAGGGCUUCGCACAAGGCUGCCUGGGUGGCUGUGCCGUGGGCAUUUGCAGUGCCUUUAUUUGAGUGGCCUUUAGCUUGCCAAAAGCAUGUCGAAGAAGCAUCGGGCAUGUUCUUCAGGG
This is a messenger RNA of Durusdinium trenchii, 620 nucleotides long. NCBI's taxonomy places the organism in Eukaryota, Dinophyceae, Suessiales, Symbiodiniaceae. The record is from the annotation of a GenBank genome assembly.